This is a messenger RNA of Protopolystoma xenopodis, 409 nucleotides long. The record is from the annotation of a GenBank genome assembly. Lineage: Eukaryota; Metazoa; Platyhelminthes; Monogenea; Polystomatidea; Polystomatidae.
AAUCGAGAGUAAUUAUGAGGUGACGAUUUUGGGUGGGUUGAAUGAACUUAUGGUAAAAUUUUAUGGCCCAGCAGACACUCCAUAUGAAGGUGGAAUAUGGAAAGUUCGUGUUGAUCUUCCAGAAAGAUAUCCGUUUAAAUCUCCUUCAAUUGGAUUCAUUAACAAAAUCUAUCAUCCGAACAUAGAUGAAUCCUCUGGAACAGUCUGUCUUGAUGUCAUCAAUCAACAAUGGUCCGCCCUUUAUGAUCUCACAAAUAUAUUCGAGCAAUUUCUCCCCCAAUUACUUGCCUAUCCAAACCCCACGGAUCCCCUGAAUAGUGAUGCCGCUUCAUUAUAUAUGUUCAAACAAUCGGAAUAUAUUUUAAAAGUCAAAGCACAAAUUAGUCUUAAAUUUUCUCUUUCUCUAUAA